CUUAUUACUUGCGCAACAAUAUCAAAAUAACAAAUAAGACUUUAAAAUUAGAAACGUUAAAAACUCACCUAAGUUGGAGGCGGUAAUUAAACACCGUUUUAAACAAUAAUUGAACUAAAUAAUCACGUAUUAGUUAAUUUGAAUUCUGGCCUAUCACGAACAAUCACGUGACAUCAUUAUCCAAUAAAAAAAAAUACUCGUACGUAAACAAUAGGGAUGGGAAAUAUAGUUCUUUGGAAAGAACUAGUUCGUUCGGAACUAGUCACUUCAAAGACUAUUUCUUUAGGAACCGUUCUAUUGAACUACAUCGGUCGCGGACUGUAUCGCGGUUUCCAAAAUAUUCCAUACCUACAUGACACCAACACAAUCGUUACAGACUUUUUGUUUUAUGGGCAUUUCUUUUUCUAUAAAUAAAAGAGGCACACAGUAAUCCGAUGCUUGUAAACAAUAUCUCCCAUUACAAAUGAACGACUAUCAUAUUGUUUUUCUUUCACACAAUUCUUACAUUUUUGAAUGUGUAUUAAUUUAUUUUCUGCAAGUAAUGUGCUUAUUUUCACAUGUGUACAAAACAAAAUAAUGGUAUAGUGUUUUCUCAUCUGUGACAACCUAAGCUGAUUUUUUUCGUAUUGGAUUUGAAAAUGAAGAGGCAGCCAAAGCCGCUCUUUUCCGGUUACACCAGAUGGAUGUCCUGGGAUACCCUCUCAUCGCAGAGUUUGCCUUGGGAUUGCAGGGCCGUUCCUUCUCUUCGGAUGCCAAACAACUCAUCCAGCCAACCAAGAAGGAGACGGAAAGCAAGCACAAGAACUACAAGGCGUUCCUUCAUCGCCUGAACACAUGGAGUGCGCCAGUGAACCUGGGGCAGCCGCCCCCGCCGCACCUCGGGUACCAGUACCCCCCGCCCACCCAGCUGGUGCUGUUCAACAUUUCGUGCGCACUGGCAUCCGUGCCCAGGCUCUACACACAGGUGUUGCACCUCAUGAACCGCAUGAGCCUGCCCUGUCCCUUCGAGGGAGAGGUGUUCCCCAAGGUGGCCGUGCCAAAGGACGCCCUGCCCCCACAGCCUGCACCCGAGCCUGCGCUCGCCCUGAUACCACGGGAAGAGAGUCCUCCCAGACAGGACACGGCAACGGAGGAGUCAGAGUUGGAGAGUGACGGAGAAGGCAACAAACGUCCGGAAGACAUCAUACCCGAGAAGCGGGCGUUGCCGCAGAAGAAGAUGCGAGUGAAGCGCCCCAGGCUGAGCCAGCUGGCAGCGGCACCUGCUGUGCCCAGGGCCGCCAAGUCGGUGCUGAGGCCGGAGGAGGUGUUCGAGCGGGAGGACGCUGCACCGACACAGCGCCGCAUCGAGCUGAAGCUGGCACCGGAGCCAUCGCUCGAGAGGCACGCGGAGAGCACGAGUGGGGUCGCCGAGAGUGCGGGUGGAUUCGGGCUGAUGUUCCCGGCCAGCAAGGCGCCGGCUCCGGAGGAAGAGAAGGACUCCGAGGAACGAGUAACCGAGGAUGACGACGACUGUAUCACUGCGGAGAAGCUCGCGGAAAACCGGAUAUCAUCCAGAGAUCAGAAGCACCUGCCAGUGUUCAAGAAUUACCAGCCCGGGGUGCCGUCGUGCCGACUGUACAUCAAGAACCUGGCCCGCCAGGUGGACGAGCGAGACCUGCACUUCAUCUUCCGCCGCUACCGCGUGUCCAACGUCUUGGAGGAGCAGGGCAGCAUGUUCGACAUACGGCUGAUGAAAGAGGGCAGAAUGAAAGGCCAGGCCUUUGUCACGCUGCAGUCGGUGAAGAUGGCCGAGAAGGCUCUGGAAGAGACCAACGGCUACAUCCUCAAGAACAAGCCCAUGGUAGUCCAGUUCGCACGGUCGGCGAAGGCCAAGUGAGGCAGCUCACUUGCGUUUAUCUAAUUGUUUACGAUUGAUUCACUUUUUAAUAAAAUAAUUAUAUUUUGUACAUUUUCUUUCAAUAAAACUAUUAUAUUGCCAAUGAACUGAAAUUUGAGAUUGUUUACAGCUCAUUAAAAAUUUCUUUUUUAAAGUGA
Molecule: messenger RNA, 2034 nt
Organism: Bacillus rossius redtenbacheri
Lineage: Eukaryota; Metazoa; Arthropoda; Insecta; Phasmatodea; Bacillidae
Product: RNA-binding region-containing protein 3-like
Exons: 6
Coding region: 680-1876 (398 amino acids)
Biological process (GO): mRNA splicing, via spliceosome
Cellular component (GO): U12-type spliceosomal complex
Molecular function (GO): protein binding; U12 snRNA binding; pre-mRNA intronic binding
Source: RefSeq, a predicted model, not a curated record